Messenger RNA from Xyrauchen texanus (razorback sucker), 4614 nucleotides. RefSeq names its product post-glycosylphosphatidylinositol attachment to proteins 6 (gene pgap6). The transcript has 13 exons. Gene Ontology annotation, cellular component: plasma membrane. NCBI's taxonomy places the organism in Eukaryota, Metazoa, Chordata, Actinopteri, Cypriniformes, Catostomidae. The coding region runs from base 82 to 2352 and encodes 756 amino acids. The record is from RefSeq and is a predicted model, not a curated record.
ACCAGGAAGUAACGUGUAACAACAGUCCUGGAUAUUUGAAGCACACGACAAUGGGAUGACUGAUGAGCUUUUGGACUGAAAAUGGAAAAGUAUUUCGCACUGUGCCUUUUAAUUUAUGCCAUCGCUGGCUGUUUAGCUAACGAUCUCACUUACUUGAACGGCUUUUACUCUAAAACGCCUCAGAAGUUGUCCAAAUACAGCUGGUUCGGGAAUGUCCGGCUCCAUCACUUCAGAGUACCAGAGGAUGCGGUGCUGGUUCGGUGGCUGCUUACCGUCACGCGAGGAUCCGAUCUCAACUGCGGCAACCAAAACAUUACUGUGCACUUUAGGGCAGGAGCGCCCCCAGUUAUCAACCCUAUUUACACAGCCUUUCCGAACUCAACGUCUGUCUCUCUUGCCCACAAUCUGACGCUGAUCAUCCCCAGUGGACAGAGCAUCAAUGUGACACUGUUCAAUGUGACCAACCCCAAACCAGGAGACUGGUUUCUCGCCGCACACCUGCCGAAGGAUGAUGGCAAGAUAGAGCAGCAGGGACUGCCAUCUUGCUCAUAUUUGUUCCAGCCUCAGAUGUUUGUGAGAAGAGCUGCAGACCUGUCAAUCCUGCAACACAACAUUCCUCUCUCUCAGACACUAACAACAGCACAAGCACAAGCUCUGCUUAAGGUCUUUGUCCCAGAGUUCUCCUCCAGGAUGGAUGUUUUCAUCUUGGACUGUUCUGUUAGCGGCAAGCCUGGAAAUGAUUGUGGGCUGUCUGUCACUGUGGGCUCCGGCACUUUAAAUCAGGACUCUGUUGUAAAAGUGAAGUGUUCAGGAGUCGAGCUCUGCUCUGUGUCAGUCUCUAUCCCCCCAUGGAACACCUGGGUGCUGAUUAAUGUUGAAACUAGUCUGCCAAACGCCACCGUUGGUUUCAAAAUCUCUGCCAAUGUCACAGUGGGCUGUAAACCUUUAAGCGUCUCUUCAGAUUUCAACACCACAGCCUAUAUUCGUACCAACAUUGCUCCCCAAAGCAACAUCCCUGGUGCCCUCAGCAACACAUCAGUUUCCUUAAGAGACCAACAGGGCCUCCGUGAUAACAGCUCUGAGCCUUUGUGCAUGAGAAGUCCAUCAGUGUUCAGAGAGGAGCAGGAUGUACUUUCACUGCGCUUCAUAGUGCCCAGCAGCAACCUGAGCGUGACCUCUGACCUUCCAACUGUUCUGACACUUGACCUGGACUCUGACGCUGACAGUGGUGGCACACUUGUUGUACAGAUCCACCUGAACACUAGCACUCUGACUGGUGGAUUUGGAAGUGUCAACACAUGUCUCACACCUUCUGCUCCUGUACUCAAUCUCAACAGCAGUAAACCAUGUGCCACAGGUUUUGCACAGGGCUAUUCUCUUAGCGUGACCCGCAAUGAAUCGAAUGCACUGUUGAGGAUUCCAUUCCCAGAAGCAGCAAUGUGGUACCUCAGCCUGCAGACUGUCUGCAAUGACAGUGUUGACUGCAGGAAUGCAUCAGCCAUAAUAAGUGUCUCUGUGAGCGUUAGUGCAUGCAUUGAUGACUGUGGGUCUUACGGAGAUUGCAGACUGCUACGCACUUACAGCUACCUCUACGCUGCGUGUGUUUGCAAAGCAGGUUGGCUGGGAUGGGGCUGUACUGAUGAAUCCUUUGCGCAGUCGUUUUCUCGGCAGAUGGCCGCAGCUCUGCUCCUCACCCUUAGUAACCUCUUCUUCAUUCCGCCCAUCGUCGUAGCGCUCUACAGAGGCUACCACACUGAGGCUGCAGUCUACUUCUUCACCAUGUUUUUCUCCACGUUUUACCAUGCCUGUGACCAGCCCGGUGUGACCGUGAUGUGUAUUAUGGACUAUGACACCCUCCAGUUUUGUGAUUUCCUGGGUUCCGUUGUAUCAGUGUGGGUGACCAUUGUGUGCAUGGCACGACUCCAGGAGCCAGUAAAAUAUAUGCUGUUUAUGGCGGGCACUCUUAUAAUUUCCAUGGUGAUGCAGUUGGAUCGAUGGGGGUUGUGGAACCUUCUUGGCCCUGUCCUGUUUUCUUUGGUCAUUAUGGUCACUGCCUGGGUUUAUCGAGGUGUGAAACGUCAUCACUGUUAUCCUCCAUCAUGGCAACGUUGGGUGUUGUUCCUUCUCCCGGGUAUUGCAUCUGCUUUAAUCGGAGUGUGCGUGUAUGUCUUCGCACAGACCGACAGUAACUACUUCUACACUCAUUCCAUAUGGCAUGUCAUGGUAGCCACAAGUGUAGUCUUCCUCUUACCACCUCGAGAAAAACAUGUCCCUCCCUGGGGCUGGACGCACAAAAUAUGCAGGUAUAAGAUGUGUAAAAAUGAAAAAGAAGAGCUUUACACUGUCACCUAAAAACAAUGCAAUGUAAUACUCGCACAAACCCCCAACAGAGUCAUGUGCAUUACAGUUUUCUAAAAAACGAAUUUUAAGUAUCACGUCAAGCUUUAACUAGAGUACUUUAUCUUUUGUAGAAGCAACCAGUAUGACUAAAAAACUAAUGCAUACUCUUAAAGGAACAGUUCUCCUAUAAAAUUACAAAUCUGUCAUUAUAUUCUCCCCUCAUAUGACUUUCUUUCUUCCGUGUAACACAAAAGAAAUCGAGGUCGCUCUUUUCCAUACAGCUACAAUAAAGGUGAACUGAAGCUCUCAAGCUUCAAAAAGGAUGGAAAAGCACUAUAAAAGUGUCAUAAGAGUAGUCCAUAUGACUAUAUUUCUCCUUUUGUGUUACACGGAAGAAGAAAAAAGUCAUACGGGUUUGGAACGACAUGAGGGUGUGUAAAAAAUGACAGAAAAUUAAUUUUGGGGGUGAACUAGCCCUUUAACUGUGUAAACAUGAUACUUUAAACCUUUUAACUUUUAAAAUGAUCAAUUUCACUGGGAAUACCACUAACAACAAUGAUGUAAUUUAAUAAUAUAAGUAAUUCAAUAUUUAAAAGGUUGUAUUUAAAUUAUGAAAGCAACACUAAUAAAAGAAAAUGCCAAAAGUCUAAUUAUAUGAGGCAGGUUUUUUUGUUUGAAGGCAACUUGCUGAAUAUAAGUUGAUCCUGUUUAUUCUGUGAAGCAUUUUUAUAAGACUAGCUAUUAUCAGUUAUAUCUUUUGAGAACAACACAACUGAUUUCCAGAUUCAUUCAGCACUUUCUUAAUUUGAUACUAUUUAUGCUGUACAAGAUCUUUCUUGAAUGGUCUUGAUUGGCUUUAUCAUUACCAGACUGUUGUCUCUGAGCUGAAGUUUGCCUAAGCUAUAGUUCAGUUUAAGACAAACUUGUUUUACACAUUUUAUUUAACCACUGUCAAGAAUGUUUAAUGUAGAAGAAAAUACCUCCCUCCUCUUUUUACCAUGGUCAUACACACUUAAAGCCUUUAUAUCUUUCUUGAGACAUUGUUCUAACUAUUUAAAGAGGAAGAACAUUUUAUACAGGCACUUAAAAUUUGACUUGCAUGACUUUGAAUAGGCUAAAUAUUUGUGUUCGUAACAGCAAUGUAAUAUGCAAAACUACUGACCUGAUUUACUGUGGCCCUAAAAAUAUCGGGACACUUAAGUCGCACUUAAAAUGUCUGAAUGUUAUUGCGUUUGAUUUAAAACAUCAUAUAUCAAGUGGCAUGAUGCUAGACCAUUUCUCAGAACUGAUUUAGCUUUUCUUAGUCAUUUGUUCCAAUUACAGUACUUAUAAACAACUGUUCCCCUUAAGUGUUCUAGCAUCGAUUAGCUUUACAUUAUUUCACAUUAACUAUGAACAUAUUCCACAAAGUCUGUAAACCAAAAUACUUCAUGUCUAUUGUUUUAUUAUUUGAAUCCUAACAAAAUAAAAUUUGUUAAAUGUUUAGCUUGAAUAGUGUGUUUGUGCUAUAUAUUGUAAAUGCAGCCUAAGCAUUCAAAUACAUUUGCAAAAUACCCCUGUAUUUAUGCUGGAUAUUCUGCACUUCUUACAAUCAGGCUAUUUUCAAUUUAGAGUUAGAUAAAUCGUUGAAAUGUCUCUUUUUAAAUUGCAAUCUUCUCAAAUGUAUUUAACGCAGUAACCCUUUUUUUCUUGUGUGUGGCCUUUACUAUAAAUGUAUUGGCAAAGCUGUUCAUCUCGUAUUUUCCCAGAGGUGGUAAAGUGUAGGGUUUGAAUGUGACCUUGCAAAUAUGUUUUACAUAAAUGUUUUUGUAUUUCUCUUUGUAUUUGAAUCAUAAAUUAUAUUGUCAUAUGAAAUGAUCAUCAAAAGUCUAUAUUAACAGACUAAUAACUCCACCUACUGGUGAAUCCCAAGAAGUUCUAUGGUUUUCUUCUUUCCUGUGAUUUUAGUUUUAGUUUUGUUCACAACAGAUUUCGUUUAUCAUGACAGUCUAUUUUGUGUCAAAUGUUUGGCUUUGUAAAUUGCACAUAUAUGCACAUGUAUUUGGAGGUGGAAACUACAUAAACAAUGCAAAGACAGAGAAUCUGUUUAUGUCAAUGAAGGUACAUGACAUGUUAGCGUUUCAGAUUUUUAUAAUUAUUUGUGCUCUUGAUUCCUGUCUCUUUUUUUUUUUUUCUUAAAACCUUCAGUAAUAUACAGGCUAAUAAAUUGUGAAAUAAACAAUUCAAUGAUUAUUUAAAAAUGACUCCUAAUUUGGAUAAUAAAACUUUGACUAA